AUGCAGCGCGUUAACAAAGGGAGCUUCCGUGUGCUCACGUACACAGGCGUCCAUACUUUCCCUUAUGCUGGUCCCAAGAGCCCAGCGGAACGUACCGCAGAACUUCGUAUUGUUAACGACGUCUUCUGGAUUCGUCUUUGCACCAUGGGAGACCUCGGAUUUGCCGAAGCGUACAUGUAUGGUGACGUCGAGUGCGAUGAUUUGGUUUCUCUUUUCCAUAUUUUCUUGGAUAACAGGGACAAUCUCUCCAACUUGGAUUCCAAAGCCUCGUAUUUAUUCACCUUACCACAAAAGAUCACCUCAUAUCGAUUCCUCAACACCAUUAGCAACUCUCGUUCCAAUAUAUCUGCGCAUUAUGAUAUCUCGAACGACAUGUUUGCUGGCUUCCUAUCCCAGGACAUGACAUACUCAUGUGCCAUUUUCGAAGACCUUGAUGGUGAUCUGAAGAGCGGCAUUGAUUAUCGGUAUUUCAGUGGUGGGGAGGGCCUUCAGCGGCUCAGCUCUGAGGAGCAGGUGCCCCCGACGAUCGAUGACGAUCAUUCUCUCACGCCCGAGAGCGACCCACUUUACCAGGCGCAGAUGCGUAAACUUACACACAUCAUCAAAAAAGCCAAAAUCAUGCCGGGCCAUAGGGUGCUCGAGAUCGGAAGCGGCUGGUGCUCCAUGGCGAUUCUCAUUACACAGACUAUACCUGAUACGACUGUUGAUACCUUGACGCUGUCGGUAGAGCAACAGACACUUGCACGACAGCGAAUCCAGGAAGCUGGUCUACAACAUAGAAUCUCGGUGCAUCUGAUGGAUUAUAGAAACUUGCCCGCGGAAUGGGAAGCAGCUUUUGACAGAUUCAUCAGCGUUGAGAUGAUAGAGGCUGUGGGAAAGGAAUUUUUAGCAACAUAUUGGGCGCAAGUCGAUUGGGCACUGAAGAAGAAGGGGGCUGUUGGCGUUGUCCAGGUUAUAACAAUACCAGAAGCUCGAUUCGAACGUUACAUGCGUGAAGUCGAUUUUAUACGCAAAUGGGUAAUUUUCCCGGGCGGGUUUUUGCCGACCCUGGUCCUUCUCUUCGAAACCUUACAACAAGGUUCGAAGGGAGACCUCACUGUAGAUUCGGUCAGCAAUAUCGGUCCUCACUACGCACGAACGUUACGCGAAUGGCGGAGACGAUUUUUAACGGCUUUUGAGAGCAGGAUCGUUCCGGCCUUACAGAAACGGUAUCCCGACAUCAUGACCGGUCCCAAAGGCAGGUCUCAGAUUGAAGUCUUCAAGCGAAAGUGGAUAUGUGAUUGUUAUUGCGAAGUCGGCUUUACCACUCGUACAUUAGGCGAUCAUAUAAUCUCCUUUACGCGAGAAGGAUGUCAGGAGUAUGGGUGUUAUACAUACGAGUAG
Guyanagaster necrorhizus is the source of this 1383-nucleotide messenger RNA. RefSeq names its product CFS1-like protein. NCBI's taxonomy places the organism in Eukaryota, Fungi, Basidiomycota, Agaricomycetes, Agaricales, Physalacriaceae. Gene Ontology annotation, biological process: lipid biosynthetic process. The transcript is spliced from 7 exons. The record is from RefSeq and is a predicted model, not a curated record. Bases 1 to 1383 code for a protein of 460 amino acids.